This is a messenger RNA of Fulvia fulva, 855 nucleotides long. RefSeq lists its product as uncharacterized. The record is from RefSeq and is a predicted model, not a curated record. Gene Ontology annotation, molecular function: metal ion binding. The transcript has a single exon. NCBI's taxonomy places the organism in Eukaryota, Fungi, Ascomycota, Dothideomycetes, Mycosphaerellales, Mycosphaerellaceae. The coding region runs from base 1 to 855 and encodes 284 amino acids.
AUGCCUUCUCGCGAGCGAUUUCUCGCCACUGGCCUGGUGCCGACCAAAACGACCAUCGAGCCAGAAUGCCCGAUCUGCCACGAUACAUAUGACAAUCCCGUCACAGUCCCCUGCCCAGCCAAACACGCUUACUGUCGUGAGUGCAUUAAAUCAUGGCUCGAUGAUGCAGAGCAUAACACAUGUCCCUUCUGCAGAGCAGUCCUCUUCCCGUUCAAGCCUUCGGGUAUGGAGUUCGACCCUACGGACGCCAGAUGGGAGGGUGCAGUAGCGGAAGCACAGCGCCUCUUGCAGCGUCGAGAGAUCAUUACACCGCUCUCCACGGAUCGCCUCCCCAUUCAAGCAAUUGGACUAAUGCAUGCUACUAACUGGCUUCUUGGAUAUCGACCAGGCAACGUCAAUGAUGGACACGUCGUUGACAUUCCCAGCCUUAACGGCCCCAUCACUGUCAACGGACUUGGAAGCAUCAGCUUCCAUGCAUUGUCUUACCGUAUAGUAGCCAUGGGACACAUGAUCCCGACCAUGUACGAGACGAUCGGACAACCGUGGACCCAGGUUCAGCUUGAGCAAUGGAUCUCGAUCAUGCAGGAGAUUCCUGGUGUGUUGAAGGCAUUUGAUGCCCGAGGCACUAUGCGAGCGGAUGAUCUUCCCAAUCUUAUGUGCGCUGCACUCAGCUGGCGUCUCGAAGCUGCUGGGACCGACAUCGAGCACAGUCCGUUCUUCUCCGUUGACGAACACAGCAACUACGGCCACAGUCUACCUCUCGACCACCUCCUCAAGUACAUUGCAUUUGAGACUUGGCUGGCGCAGAAGCAGAGAGAGAAGAACUUUCCUGUAGAGAAGUGCACUGUCAUGUAG